This is a messenger RNA of Anolis sagrei ordinatus, 973 nucleotides long. The record is from RefSeq and is a predicted model, not a curated record. Lineage: Eukaryota; Metazoa; Chordata; Lepidosauria; Squamata; Anolidae.
AAGUGCAAGUGGCUUCUCUUUCCAGGCUCUCCCGCGAGGAGAACAUGGCGCCGAAGAGCUGUCGCCGGACGGGCGCCCACAAGGCCCACUCCCUGGCCCGGCAGUGGAAGGUGAAGCGGCGACGCCGAGAUCUGGACCAGAUCCACGGGGACAUGCUGCCCGAGAAAGCGGCGAAGCUGCUCCGCCAGGACCCGGACCCCGACCUGCCCGGCAGCGCCCAGCACUACUGUCUUCACUGCGCGCGGUAUUUUGUCGAUCUCAAAAGCAUGAAGGAUCACUUCCGGUCUAAGGUUCACAAAAAGAGGUUGAAAGAGCUGAGCGAGGAGCCGUACACCCAGGAGGAAGCAGAGAGAGCAGCCGGGAUGGGGUCCUACAUUCCCCCCAAGAAGGUCGAAGUCCAUACCCAGCCCCUUGAAGAAAUGGAGGAAUCCACUUGAAGAGGAACCAGACUAUAACAGCUCUUGGCCCAAUUGGAUGUGGACUGUGUCUUUAAACAUCACCAUUUCACUAUAGUAAGGACUGAGGCAUAAAAGCUAGCAGAUGGGGUUUUUUUGGCAGAGAUUAGAGUUUUGGAUUUUUUUGCUGUACAAAAGCCACUCCACACUCUCCGCUUUUGCAUCACCCAGAGUUCAGUGGGAGGUCAGGGAAGAGAAGAGCAGGCACCUCACUGUCCUAUUGACCUGAUUAUAUAACUAAUUUCUGCUUUUACAAUGAUUUCUAUUUAUCAGCCCUGGCUGUGGAUUUUCAAGUGUUUUUUUGUUUGUAAUGCGGCCUCUUCCAUAUCUUGAGAAAGUCUUCUUCAUACAUUAACCUGGAUACCCCUUGGGUUGUGUAUUUUGCUGAUUUGAUCUGAAUGCAUCAGAGGACACUUAUUAGAGCAGCAGUUUCUCAACCUUUCUAAUGCCAUGACCCCUUAAUGCAGUUCCUCAUGUUGUGGUGACCCCCAACCAUAAAAUUAUUUUCGUUGCUAUAA